GAGCUGCCCAAAUGCCCAACGAGUUAUUGUUCCCUCUCAUUCUUGGCACAGACUGCGCAUGCGCGAACAUUCAACAACGUUCUGCCUCAGAAAGACGCUAGUACUCCGGAGCCUCAGCAUCAGCCAUGACUGAACAAAGAAACGGUGUGCACACGCCUCCCGCGUUUGCCUUCAUCGAAGAAGCAACCCAGGGUACAAGCCGUGAAGGCGGUGAGGGUGCUUCAGGCACUUCCGACGAUUACACUACAUAUCUUCUACUCUACCUGGAAGCACUGAGUCAAAGGCCAAUAUGUAUGCCUGAUCCUACGAUUUCUGACGGAUACAUCAAUGACGCGUGGGAGGCGUUGAACAGCCGGAACGAUGCCACUGACGUCAAAGAUGCCACUGACAUGGGAAGCACCAAUUACGCGCCUGCAAUAACCACCGCCAGGACCGAUCACGCCAGGCCCAGUAAGAGCCACGCUGGCAUCCAGAAAUUAUCGUCAACAACGAAAGACAUCGCUAGGUGACACAACAUUUUGAAAUAUUUCUUGACAUAAACCAACCUAGCCAUUUGGGGAACUGCGACUGCGACCGUACCGCUC
Dermacentor andersoni is the source of this 584-nucleotide messenger RNA. The record is from RefSeq and is a predicted model, not a curated record. Lineage: Eukaryota; Metazoa; Arthropoda; Arachnida; Ixodida; Ixodidae.